AUGGCUCGUUACUUCUCCACAGUUGCCCUGCUGGCAACCUCCCUGAUGGGAGGUGUCAUGGCCCACCCCGGCGCCGAUAUUGAGGCUGAAAUCGCCGCUCGCGCUGCCUGGCAGGCCGACCCCGAGUACCGCUCGCUCAAGUCCUGCGAGGCCAGCAUCAAGGCCCGCGACUCCAAGCUGGUCGAUGCUCGUAUCGAAAAGUUCUCCAAGCUCCGUGAGAAGCGCGGUAUGGAGAAGCGCAGCUUCCGUGACGUUCUCCUCACCAGCCACCACUCCAACAAGACGGUCACCCCAGACUCUACCCCCGAGGAGAUCUUCGGCUCCGACAAUUCCUGUAUCCUGCAGCCUCAGGUGACUGAGGGUCCCUACUGGGUCUCUGGCGAGCUUGUUCGCCAGGACAUCACUGACGCCGAACCCGGUGUCCCUUUGACUUUCGACGUGCAACUCAUCGAUACGACCACCUGCGAGCCCCUCUCAAACGUUGCGCUUGAAGCUUGGUACUGCAACUCCACUGGUGUCUACGGUGGUGUCCAGGCCCGUGGUAACGGCAACCCCAACGAUCCCGACAGCUUCUACAACACUGCCCUCCGUGGUAUCCAGUUCAGCGACGAUGACGGUAUUCUGUCCUUUGAUGCCAUCAUGCCUGGACACUACACUGGCCGUGCCGUCCACAUUCACAUCAUGGCCCACAUCGAUGCUACCACCCUCGCCAACGGCACCAUUGGUGGCGGACAUGUCGCUCAGGUCGGCCAGCUCUUCUUUGACCAGACACUGAACCAAGCCGUCGACGAGGUCUCGCCUUACAGCACCAACACCCAGGCCUUCACAGUCAACUCGAAAGAUGGUAUCAUGGCUCAAGAGGCUGCCACCUCGGACCCAGUCCUUCAGUACGUCUACCUCGGUGACAGUGUUGAUGAUGGUAUCUUUGCCUGGGCCACUGUCGGCAUCAACCCCAACAAGGUCAUCAACCCCAAGGCUGCUGCUCACUACAGCGGCCCUGCAUAA
Messenger RNA from Pestalotiopsis fici W106-1, 1005 nucleotides. RefSeq lists its product as uncharacterized. Gene Ontology annotation, molecular function: oxidoreductase activity, acting on single donors with incorporation of molecular oxygen, incorporation of two atoms of oxygen; ferric iron binding. The record is from RefSeq and is a predicted model, not a curated record. The transcript has 4 exons. Bases 1 to 1005 code for a protein of 334 amino acids. NCBI's taxonomy places the organism in Eukaryota, Fungi, Ascomycota, Sordariomycetes, Amphisphaeriales, Sporocadaceae.